AUGGAUGAAGGUAUAGAAAUUUCAAGUGAUGGAAAUUCCCUGAUCAAAGCAGUCCAUCAGAGCCGGCUUCGCCUCACAAGACUCUUGCUAGAAGGUGGUGCAUACAUUAAUGAGAGCAAUGACCGUGGGGAAACACCUUUAAUGAUCGCUUGUAAGACCAAACAUGUUGAUCACCAGAGUGUCAGUAAAGCCAAAAUGGUUAAAUACCUGUUAGAAAACAAUGCUGACCCCAACAUACAGGACAAAUCUGGGAAAACUGCUUUGAUGCAUGCUUGCUUAGAAAAAGCCGGUCCUGAAGUUGUUUCCCUGCUCCUAAACAGUGGGGCUGAUCUCAGCUUGCAAGAUCAUUCUAGUUACUCAGCCCUUGUUUAUGCUAUAAAUUCAGAGGAUAGAGAGACCCUGAAAGUUCUACUUAGUGCUUGCAAGGCAAAAGGGAAAGAGGUCAUUAUUAUAACGACAGCAAAAUCACCCUCCGGUAGGCACACUACCAAACAGUACUUAAAUAUGCCUCCUGUAGAUAUGGAUGGGUGUCAUUCCCCAGCCUCCUGUGCCACUCCUUCAGAAAUAGACAUAAAAACAGCUUCGUUGCCACUUACACAUUCUUCUGAAACUGAAAUGACACUUUUCGGCUUUAAAGGUCUGGAGCCCUCAGGAAAUAGUGAUGACACACAGGACCCAGGCUCCCCUGUGAGGAAGCCUUCUAUGGCCUCUAAUGGGCCCAAGCUACCCCAGGCUCCAACCUGGAUCAAGAGUCCUCCCUUAUUCAUGCACCAAAACAGAGUGGCCUCCUUGCAAGAGGAGCUCCAGGAUAUUACUCCAGAGGAAGAAUUGUCCUACAAAACCAAUGGGCUGGCACUUUCCAAGCGAUUCAUCACUAGGCACCAAAGUAUUGAUGUAAAAGACACAGCACAUUUGCUGAGAGCCUUAGAUCAGGCCAGCUCAAGAAAGAUGUCAUAUGAUGAAAUAAAUUAUCAAUCAUUUUUUUCAGAAGGAAAUCAGCAAUGCAUUGAAAUCCCUGCUGAGCCAGAUCCAGACUCUAACCAGACGAUAUUUGCUUCCACCUUAAGAAGUAUAGUCCAAAAAAGAAACUCAGGGGCAAAUCACUACAGCUCUGAUUCCCAGCUCUCGGCUGGUCUUACCCCUGCAACUUUAGAAGAUGGCAAAGCACUUAUAGGAAAGAAAAAGAUCCUCUCACCGUCUCCUUCCCUGUUGUCAGGGCCCAAAGAAUUGUUGGAGAAUAUCUCACCAGGUCCCUUGAGCAGGAGAAAUCAUGCAAUUUUAGAAAGGCGUGGUUCAGGAGCUUUCCCUUUAGAUCACGGUAUCACGCAAGCCAGACCAGGAUUUCUGCCACCCUUAAAUGUGAAUCCUCAUCCCCCCAUCUCUGAUAUCAAUGUCAAUAAUAAGAUUUCCACCCUCCUUUCUUGUGGUCAAAAAGUGCUCAUGCCAACAGUUCCUAUGUUCCCCAAAGAAUUCAAAAGUAAAAAAAUGUUGUUAAGGAGACAAUCAUUGCAAACAGAACAAAUUAAGCAAUUAGUAAAUUUUUAAGAGAUGACUAGAAAGCACAUUUUGUCCAAAUGUCUACAUCAGAGAAAUAUAGAACCAGAAAAUAAAUCUCAAAUGUUCAUCUUUUAAAAUCUUAUAAUUGGUUAGUCAAUAAUUGUUAGAGGUAUCAAAAUAUACUGUGUAUCAUAUUAGGUACCGUGGACACAGAAAUAAUACAUAGUUUCUGCUAAGGAAAUUCUCUCAAACAAAAUUAAAGCUAUACUUCUCAAAACCUCUAAUAUUUAACAAUCUUCAUAUGGUCCAAGUUUUUAAUUUAAGCAAAAAUCAGCAAAAAAAAAAAAAAAAAGUCACAUGUGGUGAAGAUGACUUUAAAAUUUUUUUCAGAUUUUUCAGAUAUUUUAUUAGGAAACACUGCAUUCAAAUCGAUAAAUAUUUUUAACAUUAAAAGUCAACAAAUAAGAUUGUAAUUUUCCAUGAUGCCAAAAGCAUAAAAAAAAGGGACAGCUAUUAAAAUGUUCUAUGAACAAUAAGCCAAAGGUACAAAGCCUAAGGCAUAAAGAAAGAAUGAACUAAUUCUUUAAAAAUGUUGACUGCAGGUAGGUGAAAUCUAAUUAAAAUUAAAAAUUUUUUUCUAAUUCAAAUUUUAAAAAGACCAACCUAUUAUAGUAGACGAGGCAGCCAAUAUUCGUAUGGUCAGUUUAAUCAACUCCAAGUGACAGAUCAGUUUUACAAGCUAGUAAUAAUCUAUGUGAAGUGCUGGUGUGCUGUUUUUUGCUUUGUUUUAUUUUGAUUUUAAUGUAAUUUCAUGGAAUUGUUUCUCCAUAUCUUUUAAUUCCUGCUAUUAUUUUUUAAAGCCUAUAUAUAGGUUCUCAACAACAAGAUAAAGCAAAAGGUUUAAAAGUGUUCCUCUUUACUUAUAUCAAAUUACUCUUGUCGUUCUAAGGACAACCAAAAAAUGGGGAUUUAUCACAAAUAGAAACUAUAUGCUUGCUUCGUUUUAGAAAAGAAAAGCUGAUUAUUAGAUUAUUUUAGAUUAGCCAAAAUUAAGAAAGCCAGUAGAAACUUAAUUACAAAAUAUACUAAAUAUUCGGCCAAAAUUAAACACUAUCUUUAAUUUCUAAUAUAUAAUCAUUAGACAUUUAUAUAAUAAGAAUAAUAAGGGUAAUUUCCUUAGUGUGACAUUCCAAUCACCUAGUAUUUAGGACCUAUGAAUAACUUCUAAUUAAAUAAAUGAAUACCAUGCUACUAUCAUAAAAUGUUACAAAAUGACUAUAUUAUCUGUCUGAUUUCAAAAUGUGGUGUUUAUACAAAAAAUCCUCAUUUCAAUCUAGCAGUUUUACAACAAAGAAUAAGUCAAAUUAUAUAAAACCUGAGUAUAUUAAUUUGAUGACUGUCAUAUACAACUUUAUUUCUUUGCCUAUUAGUAGAGGAGAUCCUAACAAAUGGCAUGAUGCUUGGUAAUUUGAUAUAAGCAAGUUGUAAUGUACAUGGUAAUUAUUUAAUUUCUUGUGGCUUUUAUUUGAAAAAAAUAAUUGGAGGUUUUCCAUUUAAUAUUUUGAAGAACAAUAAUGUAAAUUACAUUAGAAAUAUUUUUUGAUUCAGAACUUAGAAUUGUACCUGAUGUUUAUAGGUAGCUAAACCCUUUUUGCAAGUUUUAAUAUUGAGAAAAGUGCUUGGCUUUGAGUUGUAAGGAUACAGUCUGGAAAAAUAUGUAAAUAGAGUAGUUCAUAAACAAAAUGGUAUCAAUAAAGAUUUUAAAUGUUA
This is a messenger RNA of Leopardus geoffroyi (Geoffroy's cat), 3267 nucleotides long. It is a transcript of the gene ANKRD34B, whose product is annotated as ankyrin repeat domain 34B. The record is from RefSeq and is a predicted model, not a curated record. Gene Ontology annotation, molecular function: protein binding. The transcript has a single exon. NCBI's taxonomy places the organism in Eukaryota, Metazoa, Chordata, Mammalia, Carnivora, Felidae. The coding region runs from base 1 to 1545 and encodes 514 amino acids.